AUCAGACGCAUCAGACGCGCCGAUGAACGUAAACGAGUGAUCAACGUUGGCAAGAUCUGAUGUGCCACAGGCUCUUAGAUACAUACUGAAAACCGAGCAUGACAUCAGACGACGAGUUGCGGUUGCAGAGAGGACUGAAAUCCACAAUCGAACCCAGGAACAGCGACCGUGGCCGAGAUGUCGAGCGUGGGCGCGAGAAACGACACAGGUCUAAAAGCAGGGAAAAAAGGAAAAGGUCACGGAGCCGAGAGAAAAGAUCCCGAUCACGUAGUAGAGAGAAAAAGAAGGAUCGAGACAAGGACAAGGGACGUGACAGAGAAAGACGCAAGGACAAGGACCGAGGAAGAGAUGAGGAUGGCAAAGCCAAUGAAGCAUCUGGAAAAGAGAAAGAUGAGGAGCAGGACGAAGUUUCCAUCAAGAAGGAGCCACUUUCCCUGGAAGAACUAAUGGCCAAGAAGAAGGCUGAAGAAGAUGCACGCAGCAAGCCAGUGUUCCUGACCAAAGAGCAGCGAGCGGCUGAAGCCCUGAAGCGCCGUCAGCAGGAGGUCCAGGAACAGCGUCAAAAAACGGAGGAGGAGCGCAAGAAGAGGCAGCAGUUUUUUGAGCAGGCCAAGCGCGCCUGUGAUGAUGUCUCUGAUCGCCUGGACAGACGAAGAAAAGAGCGUGAGCGGUACCGUGAAGCUGAUGGUGAAGAAGAUGAUGGCCGAGACAAGAUCAGGGAACACAAGGACAAAGAAAAGGAAUUUGAAGCUAUCAAGGAACGGUACCUGGGCAUCAUCAAGAAAACGCGUGUGCGGAGACUAAACGAUCGCAAGUUUGUCUUCGACUGGGAUGCCUCUGAGGACACAGCCGUUGACUAUAAUCCAAUCUACAAAGAAAAGCACACCGUGCAGUUUUUUGGUCGGGGACACGUUGGAGGGAUUGACCUCAAGGCUCAAAAGAAAGAACAGUCCAAGUUCUAUGGCGAGUUACUGGAACGCCGAAGAACACAGGCAGAAAAGGAUCAAGAAGUGGUGCGGCUGAAGAAGAUCAAACGCAAGGAGGAAAAGCAGAAGUGGGACGACCGGCACUGGUCGCACAAGUCCUUAGAAGAGAUGCAGGAGCGUGACUGGCGCAUCUUCCGCGAGGACUUCAACAUCACCAUCAAGGGCGGCCGCAUCCCCAACCCGCUCCGGAAGUGGUCCGAAGUGCACCUCCCCACCGCCAUACUGGACGUCAUCAAGGAACUUGGAUACAAGGACCCCACGCCAAUCCAGAGGCAAGCCAUCCCCAUCGGCCUCCAGAAUCGGGACAUCAUUGGUGUUGCCGAAACAGGCAGUGGCAAGACACUGGCCUUCCUGCUGCCACUGUUGGUUUGGAUCACCUCCCUGCCCAAGAUCGAAAGGCAGGAGGAUGCUGAUCAAGGACCGUACGCUAUUAUCAUGGCUCCAACACGUGAGUUGGCCCAGCAGAUUGAUGAAGAAACUACGAAGUUUGCCAAGAUGCUGGAAAUCCGUUCGGUAGCCGUCAUUGGCGGUCUCUCCCGUGAGGAGCAAGGAUUCCGAUUGCGUCUUGGCUGCGAGAUCGUGAUAGCCACCCCUGGUCGUCUCAUUGACGUCCUUGAGAACAGGUACCUGGUACUGAGUCGAUGCACCUACAUCGUUCUCGAUGAGGCCGACCGCAUGAUUGACAUGGGCUUCGAGGGCGAGGUGCAAAAGAUCCUGGACUACAUGCCAGUCACCAACCAGAAGCCAGACACAGAUGACGCCGAGGAUGAAGAGAAACUACUUGCAAACUUUGCAUCCAAACACAAGUACAGGCAGACUGUGAUGUUCACGGCAACUAUGCCUCCAGCAGUGGAACGCCUGGCACGUUCCUACCUGCGAAGGCCGGCCAUUGUAUACAUUGGCUCGGUGGGCAAGCCUGUGGAGAGGGUGGAACAGGUCGUGCACAUUGUCACGGAGUCUGAGAAAAGGAAGAAGCUGGUUGAGCUUCUCAACCGUGGUGUGGAGCCACCUGUCAUCAUCUUCGUCAACCAGAAGAAGGGUGCUGACGUGCUUGCCAAGGGUCUCGAGAGAAUGGGCUUCAACGCAUGUACACUGCACGGUGGCAAGGGCCAAGAGCAGCGUGAGUUUGCUCUGGCCAGCCUCAAGGGUGGUGCAAAGGACAUACUGGUGGCCACAGAUGUGGCCGGUCGUGGUAUCGACAUCCGCAACGUCUCCAUGGUCAUCAACUACGACAUGGCCAAGACCAUCGAAGAUUACACUCAUCGUAUUGGUCGUACGGGGCGAGCAGGCUUGCAUGGCAAAGCUGUAUCUUUCGUUACGAAGGAAGACUCCCAUCUCUUCUACGACCUCAAGCAACUGAUUUUGAGCAGUCCAGUCUCCACGUGCCCACCAGAAUUGGCCAACCACCCAGACGCACAACACAAGCCUGGCACUGUGGUUACCAAGAAGCGUCGCGAGGAAAAGAUCUUUGCAUGAAUGACAUCUCUCAUUGUUGUGUUAAUAAAAGACAGCUCAGGCACCGUGUGUGUGGCAGCAGUUUCACACGCUACCUGUAGCUUCUAUUUCUGUCUG
Molecule: messenger RNA, 2558 nt
Organism: Rhipicephalus microplus (southern cattle tick)
Lineage: Eukaryota; Metazoa; Arthropoda; Arachnida; Ixodida; Ixodidae
Product: putative ATP-dependent RNA helicase DDX23
Molecular function (GO): ATP binding; RNA helicase activity; nucleic acid binding
Source: RefSeq, a predicted model, not a curated record